Molecule: messenger RNA, 173 nt
Organism: Scutellospora calospora
Lineage: Eukaryota; Fungi; Glomeromycota; Glomeromycetes; Diversisporales; Gigasporaceae
Source: the annotation of a GenBank genome assembly
AUGAUAACCAAAGUUGAAGCACUUGUUAAAAAAAAGUAUCUUAUAGCUGAAGAAAAGAAGGAAAUUUGUAAAAAAAAACAGAAAUUUCUAUCUAUUCUGAACACUAAACUUGCAGAAGAUUAUGGUGUUAAAAAGAUAUGUAUAUCUAAUAUUCUUAAACAAUCUUCUAAAUA